Molecule: messenger RNA, 6289 nt
Organism: Drosophila novamexicana
Lineage: Eukaryota; Metazoa; Arthropoda; Insecta; Diptera; Drosophilidae
Gene: Sec16
Exons: 11
Coding region: 178-6156 (1992 amino acids)
Biological process (GO): autophagy; COPII vesicle coat assembly; Golgi organization
Cellular component (GO): ER to Golgi transport vesicle membrane; endoplasmic reticulum exit site
Source: RefSeq, a predicted model, not a curated record
AAACUUUUAGCUCAGCGUGGUUAUUGUUGCUGCCGCUGCUGUUGGCAUUGUCAUUGUCGGAUUAUACAAAAGUGUACACAAUAAUAAAAGGAAGAAGAAAGAAAGAAAAGAAAGGAAUUUAGAAAAAACGUAGCGAGGCAUAAGAAAUUGUUUGCCAAGCUAACGCACUGCGACAACAUGUUGCACAAUAAUGCCAACUGGCUGCCACCGCCUCAGCAGCAACAGCAAUUGCAGCAGCAACAGCAAUUGCAACAGCAACAGCAACUGCAACAGCAGCAGCAGCAGGCACCUUCGCUACAUCACGCUCAAGUUCCGGCCGCAACGCAACCGUCGCAGCCGCAGCUAUAUGCCAGCCAAAUGUUUCAGCAGCCUCAGGCGCAACCGGCUCAACAAGCAUAUUGGCCAAUGGAACAGCCGGGCCUCAGCUAUCACGACUUUGCCAGCGCAGCGCCGCCGCCGAGUUAUGCGCCUCCCGCGUCGCUGUCCUAUGCGCCGGCUAUGUCUGCGCAGCAAUUUUAUCAGCCAGCGCCAGGGCAAGUGGAGCCACAGGCACAGCUGCCGGCUGUCGAGUUGGUGGACAAUAAUAACAGUGGCAAAAACGAUGGCUGGGGUGAUUGGGGCGAUUGGAAUGAUGGCGGCAACAACAACAACAGCAACAACAACGGCGGCAACAUCAUGAACCACAGCGAGGCGCCGCCGCUAGCCAACGUUGUUGAGGAUUCCUUCAAUGUGCAGGGCCAAAGCAGCUGGCACGCGUUUAGCAACAACAGCAACAACAGGAGCACCAACAUCAUAAGCAGCAGCAGCAACAACAACAACAAUAACAAUAAUCCUGAAGCCGGCAAAUCGCUGGAACUGCCGCCCUUGCUGUCGCCCGCCACGGAGCAGUUGUCGCCAGCGUCCGAGCCGGAACUGAAUGCUAUUGUGCCGCCGCAGGCUUUUCAAAAUCAGCCACCACCACCAGCAGCAGCAGCAGCAGCUCCUCCUCCAGCGGCAGUUACACUACCACCAGCAGCAGCACAGGCAGCUCCUCCUCCAGCAGCAGCAGCACUUCCCCCACCACUAGCAGUUGCUCCGGCACCGGCUCCCGUUCUGCUGCCGCCCGCAAUGGAGACUGCAGCUGGGAAUCCCUUCAAGCGCGCUGGAGGACUCAGCAAGCGCGUUAAUAUUUUGGCUACGCCAGGCACAGGAGCAGCAGCGGCAGCAGCAGCACCGGCGCCAAGUGUGCCCGCCGUGGCUGCCGUAGCGCCUGUCCAGAUGUUGCUGCCCGAACCCAAUCCGGAACAGCAGCCGUAUGAGAAUCAGGAGGUAUUGCUGGCGGCGCCAAAUGAUGAGCGUGCUCAGUAUCUGCAGACGAGUCACCUGUCCGAGCAGCCCGAGGAGCUUAACGAGUCCAACUGGGAGGCUGAUGGACUGUUCCCGCCGCCGGGACUGUCACGUCUGGUGCUCGGCCAGCCGGAGCUGGUGGAGCAACAACGUCUGGUCACCGGCACCGAGCAGCCGCCCAGUCGUGUGGCCAAUGCGCUGCACAUGGCUGAGCGUCAGGCCGAUGGUGAGGACACCUCCGAGGGUGAGCAGCCGACGCGCAACGAUCUCUACCAGCAGCAACAGCUGCAGCUGCAGCAGCAGCAACAACAGCAGCAACAACAACAACAUCAGCAGCAGCAGCAGACGCCACCGCGUCGCGUAGUGACUGGCGUGGAGACCCAAGCGACUGUGGUGCUAUCUGGUGAACAGCGCGAGGUAGUCUUGGAUGGCGAGAAUCUGGAGGAUCAGCGGCCAACGAUGCCGCCGGCGCCGCUGUCAUUGCCAGCAGCAACGGCGACGGCAACGCACGCAGCCGGCGUGCCAACAGGAGCAGCUGCUGCCAUCGAUUUGGACAGCGAGUCACAUCAACAUCAACAACAACAACAACAUCAACAUCACAUAAGCAACGACGAGAACGAGGCAAACUCCUCCUCGCUGCCAACUCAACAACAGCUGCAGCAGCAGCAGCAAACGCCGCUGGAGAAGAAACAGGUGCGCGGCAAACCGCGUCCAGUUGCCUCGCUGGAUCUGGAGUCGGAGGAUGAGUCCGAGGACGAGUGGCUGCUGAGCGACAGGCAUGAGCCGCCGCGCCGCCAGCCGGACGAGCGCAGCAUGCGCAGUCUGCGCGGCAGCCGGCGCCACAACAACAGCAACAACAACUACGAGGGCGAAACGGAGGAUUCGGUGCGCGGCGGCGUCGCUGCCGGUGGCGUUGGCAGCGCUGCACACACUGGCCACAACGACAGCCACAGCAGCAGCAAAUCGACGCGCGACGUGAAGCGACGCAGUCGCGAUGCAGACAACCAGCGACGACAUGAACCGGAGCGCACGGGACGCGAGCGCAGCGACAGGGAGCGGGAACGCGAACGGGAACGUGAGCGUGAACGUGAAAGGGAGCGUGAGCGAGAUCGGGAACGCAAUCGCUGGCGACGCGACGACCAGCAAUACGGACGAUCCACGCGCUACAGCAACAACAACAGCAACUAUGAUGGCGAGUCGGAUGCAAUCGAGCUGGCGGCCGGUCAAGCGGCAGCCAGCGAUGGCGGCGGCGGCGGCGGAGGCGGACGCAAUAGCAAGGCCAGCCGGCAGAGACGCAGCGGUGCCGCUGACGAUGAUUACGAGGAUUAUGAACAGCAAUCGGCGCCACGUGGCGGCAGCCAUUAUCAUCGGCCACGUCGCGACAAGCAGCACGCGCAGUCGUCGCAUCAGCAAUCGCACGAAAAGCCGCGCAGCAGCCGGCGCAGUCACGAGGGCAGCGAACGGACGCGUUCCCAUCAUCCGGACUGGCAGCAGCACUGGGAUGCCCGGCAAUACGAGGGCUAUCGCAACAAGAGCUCGCGCAACAGUGACCUGGACAAGGAGCUGCUCAACGGAGCCGGCACCGCCGGCGGCGGCAGCAGCAGCGGCAAGCGUCGCAACUAUGAUCAAUAUGCGAAUGCUGCGGCCAGCUACGAUCCGUACGGCAUGUACGAGCAGAUGUCGCGCAAUCCGCACGCCUACGCGGACAUGUACGCCAAACUGUACGGCCAGAUGAUAAACUCAAUGACGGCGGCCGUGAACGCUGCGGCCGCAUCGAAAGCGGUGCCACAAUUGCAGGCGCAGGCCCAUCAAUUGGGCGCACCUGUUGCCGGCGUGGAUGAGGCAGCUCUGCUCAGGGAACGCGAAAGAGCUGCUGCUGCUGUUGGGCUUGGUGCUGUGGCAACAACAUUUGCCGGCAAUGUGGAUGCAACUGCGGCAACAACAACAACAACAACGGCUGUGGCACGCCCACCAAGACGUCGCACACCGUUGCUCUACAAUCGGCCACAUUUGGUGGCCUCAUACUCGAUGAGUCUGCUGCUGCGCGUCCGUCCCAAGUACGCGGGACGCGGUCGUCUGCGCAACGAUGUGGAGGUGUCGGCGCCACGCAUUAAGGAUGCCACCAGCAGCUUGCUGCGCGCCUAUCCUGGUCCGCUGCAGGGUCGCAAACUGCACAAGGACAAGAUCAUUAGCUUCUGCAAGGAGCAGAUACGCUUGGGUCCGGCACGCGCCUGCACCGUGCUCUAUGCCACACAGAAGAAGCCGCUCGGCAGCGUGGACAAGUAUCGUGCCUCGCAUACGCUCAUGUGGCAUCUGCUCAUCCUGCUGCUGCGACAGAAUGGGGUCAUUGCCGAUACGGAUGUGGGUGAUCUGUUGCUGGAGAAUCAGCGCGAAUAUCCCUAUGCACCAGACGCUGAGGCAGAUGCCGAUUCCGCGGAUGCACGUGUGCACACUGGCGAGUCCCUGAACGACUCGGAUGCGGAUGAGGCGGUAACAGCGGGCGGCGCGGCUGCUGCAGAGACUGAACCAGAUGCUGAUGCAGAAGCGCCCAUGUCGGAGCAGGCGGCAACCGAUCAGUUUCGCAGCUAUGUGCUGCGCGGCAAUGUCGAGGAGGCACUGCAAUGGGCCACCGAUCACAAUCUAUGGACGCAUGCGUUCUUCCUGGCUCUCUACGAGGAUCGCUAUGCCCUCACAGAUGUGGCGCAAAAGUUUCUCAAUCGCGCCAUCAAAGCGAACGAUCCGCUGCAAACGCUCUAUCAAAUGAAGAGCUGUCAUACGCCCGCCUGCGUCAGUCAGUUGCGCGACGAACAGUGGGGCGACUGGCGUUCCCAUCUCUCUAUAUUGGUGACCAACAAGUCACGCCAGCCGGAAUACGAUCGCAGCUCUGUUGUUGCACUGGGCGAUACUCUCUUUCAACGCGGCGACAUCUAUGCGGCACACUUUUGCUAUCUAGUCGCGCAGGAGGAGUUCGGACGCUAUGACAGCGCUGCCACGGAGCUGACCACGUUGACUGGCAAUGUGCCCAGAUUGAUCCUGCUGGGCGCCUCACACUACAAGCCAUUCAAUGAGUUUGCCAGCAACGAGGCGAUCAUCAUGACGGAAAUCUAUGAAUAUGCGCGUUCGCUGUUCGAUCAGAAGUUCAGCAUUGUCAACUUCCAGCACUACAAGUUCCUGCUGGCCACACGCAUCCUGGACUAUGGCCAACACUUCCGCUGCACCAACUAUCUGGAGCAGAUAGCCAAGCACAUUGAGCUCAAGCCGGACAGCUAUGAUGGUGAUUUUAUACAGCGCGUUUGCUGUCUGGCGGAACGUUUGCGCUAUCACGAUCCCAUACUGAUCAAUCGCGUAUCCUUCGCCAGUCCGCCAACCGCCACAAAUGGCGGCCAAGCGGCACCGCAAGGCGCCACCGAGGAAAAGGAAUGGCUGCGUCAGCUGCGCACGCUGGCCGAUCAGCCCCUGCAGGAUCAACAGUUGCAACAGCAACAGGAACAACAGCAACAACAGCAGCAGCAGCAACAGCAACAGAGCGACAUUGAUCAGCAAUUUGUGGAUUUGAGCAAGCAAAUGCGCGAGCUAAACAUGCAAUAUGAGGAUACCAUGCAGCGCGAGCUGGAGGCGCAGCAGGAGCACCAGCAGCAGCACCAGCAGCAGCAGCUGCAGCAGCAUCAGCAUCAGCAACAGCAAUUGCAACAGCAACAGCCGACGGAAUACUAUGAGCCGCCGCCGCCACAGCCACAAAUACAGGCGAGUCAUGAGCAAACGCUGAACAGCCAUAUCUAUGCGGCGCCAACAGACUACGUUGCCAAUGCGGCACAGCAACAGCAGCAGCAACAACUGUAUGAUCCCUCGCAGCAACUGCAGCCGGGCACAGUCUAUGGGCACAUUGAGCCCGCCAGCGAGGCCUAUGGCGCCCAACAACCAGCGACUGGCUACGACUAUUGGCCCGGCGGUGCACAACAGCCGUAUGGCGAUGAGCAGCAACAAAUGCGACCCACCAUUUCGAUGCCAAAAUCAAAGAGUUACGACGACGACGAUGGAGCCACUGCAACAGGUGGUGCUGCAUCCUCAGCUGGCCAUGCAACAUCCGGAAGCGCAGCCGCAACGGCGGGCAAGCAGCAACAGCAACAAUCCGGCGCCGGCGGUUUGCCCGGCGCGCCGGGCAAUCAGAAUGCCGGCUGGUUUGGCGGACUGUGGAACAAGUUUUCGCUGAAGCCGAAAAAUCAAAUGAUAUUACCGGAUGACAAGAAUCCGACAAUUGUUUGGGAUAAGGAGCGCAAAUGCUGGACCAAUACCGAGGGCAAUGCCGAUGAAACAGAAUCGUUUAAACCGCCGCCAAAGAUGAGCGAUAUGGGCCUGGGUAUGCCAGCAACGGCGGCGCCACCAGCACUCAAUACAUUGGGCACCGUGCCCACGCCAGUUGCCACGCCCAAUCUGUUGCCACAGCAACAAAGUGCGCACGAGCUGCCAAACAAUGUCAAUAAUGUCUACGAGAAUCAGCUGGAGUACGAUUAUACCAGCUAUGCGGCACCAGCAGCAUCGCCAGCGCCUGGUCUUGGCCCAGCGGGAACAGCAGCAGCAGCAGCAGCGGGUGCAACGCCGCCCGGCGGCGCACAGCCCAAACUUCAAUCGAACAUGUUCAAAAUUAAACGCAAUCGCACGCUGAAGAACUCCUAUGUUGAUGUCUUUAAUCCAUCGGGCGCGCCCAUGAGCUCAGCGCCACAGACUGUGCUGGCGCCCAUUAUGGCUCCGGUGGCCGUGCCGCAGGGCGGCUUCUUUGUGCCUGGCGCAGUGCCCACACAACAGCAGCAGCAGCAGCAGCAGCCCCAAUAGGAGUAGCGAAUCAUUUCGAGUAAUACGUAAACUUAACAUAUAACUACGUGGCGCGCACAACGACCGCAACAAUCAACAGCAACAGCAACAACACUCAAGCGAGCGGACAACGACAACGACAACUACAACAAUC